This is a messenger RNA of Trichoplax adhaerens, 618 nucleotides long. RefSeq lists its product as uncharacterized. The annotation marks the transcript as partial. The record is from RefSeq and is a predicted model, not a curated record. The transcript has 2 exons. NCBI's taxonomy places the organism in Eukaryota, Metazoa, Placozoa, Uniplacotomia, Trichoplacea, Trichoplacidae. Gene Ontology annotation, molecular function: sequence-specific DNA binding; RNA endonuclease activity; RNA binding. Gene Ontology annotation, cellular component: cytoplasm; nucleus.
UUUAAACUUUAUCAAAUUGAACUGGAUCAUCAUCAUGAUACUCAUGAACAAUUGAUCAAGAUCAGCAGAGAUGUCACUGUGGCUAGCAAAAGAUGUAUCUUUCUACUCCAUCGAGCGGCUGAUUGGCCGAGGAAAAGGAAACUUACCCUCAAGCAAGCGAAGGCCGAAUUAGACAACAUCCAUGAUGGUCUUCUUGGUAAAAUUGCAGAGUACAUUAAGAUGGAUACCCAUAUUUACGCGAAAGCUUACUAUCCUGGCUUAGAAGAAUAUGUCGAAGCAAUCACAUUUUAUUACUUCUUGCAAGAGAGCAGGCUGAUUUCAUUGAAUGAUCUUCAUCAUAUUGCUCCUUUAGCUGGAAAAUUAAUCACGCCAUACAGUUACGCAGGAGGGAUUGCUGAUUUAUCCGGUGAACUCAUGAGGAUGUGCAUUAAUGUCAGCGCCACCGCUACUGGAAAUUUACCCUAUCAAAUUUGUCUCUUUGUCCAUACCUUGUUUGUCCAAUUUAUUGCAUUAACCCGCAACAAUCGAGAAUUGCUCAUCAAAUGCAAACAAAUUGAACAAAACUUGGCAAAGAUUGAAAAAGCCUGCUACGAAGUAAAGCUGCGAAAUACUGAAGUC